AUGGCAUGUGAUAUUGACCAGUCUUUCCCUACAGAUAAGGAAGCUGCAUCAUCAUCCUUUCCUCCUCUUGAUAAUAUUUCAUCAUCAGUGCCAUUUCCUGAUGACUACAACCUGUUUCAGGAAUUGAUAGUUCGAAUGAGAAAUUAUUUGGAACUGGACACUACUAUAGUUCAGGAGAAGACACAUUGUUUCUUUAAUGUCUUGAAGACUGAGGAAAAGAUGAAGAUUACCUUUCCCAUUAAUGAAGAUGGUACUAGACAGGAGGAAGUGGAAGGUGAACUUAGUGAAGAAGAACACUGGUUUGGAAACUCUUCAGAGACCCCAUCGGAAGCAUCAUAUGGAGAAGUCCAGGAAAACUUCAAGUUAUCUCUUGAGGAUAGAAUCCAGGCGCAGUCCACUUCUCCGGAUACUUCUCUGGGAAGUGCAACUCCUAGCAGCAACACGCUGGAGCUGAUAGCUAUUGAAAAUGAGGCUUUAAGAGAGACGUUACAGAGCAAAGAACACCUUUCUCCUGAUGUGUCGUCUUUGUGUGAAGAUGAAUCUCCUGGCCCAAAUAAGCCACUGAGCAGUAACCUGAGAAGGCUUCUGGAGGCCGGUUCUCUCAAGCUGGACACUGCUGUUACAGUCAAUGGCAAGGUCGAGUCCCCUGUAAAUGUUGGUUCAAAUCUCUCCUUUUCUCCACCUUCUCAUCAUGCCCAGCAGCUAAGUGUUCUUGCCAGAAAGCUUGCUGAGAAACAGGAACAAAAUGACCAAUACAAUGCAAAUAAUCGGUUUAUAUGGAAUCAAGGUAAGUGGUUGCCAAACUCAACCACCACCUGUGGUUUGUCCCCAGAUUCAGCUAUCCUGAAAUUGAAAGCCGCAGCCAAUGCAGUUCUUCAGGACAAAUCACUUUCAAGGACUGAAGAUACUAUAAGAUUUGAAUCCUUUUCUUCACCUUUUAAUUCUCAGUCUGCCAGCUCAACCUUAGCAGCUUUAUCAAAGAAAGUUAGUGAAAGAAGCAUGACUCCUGGGCAGGACCACCCACCUCCAGCCAGUUCUUUCCUUUCCCUGGCCUCAAUGACCUCCUCAGCUGCCCUACUCAAGGAGGUGGCUGCAAGGGCUGCAGGCAGCCUGUUGGCUGAGAAGAAAAAGUCACUAGUUGCAGAGGAUCCCCUGCAGAUUUCAGAGAUGAAGCAAGAGAAAGUAACUCCACCACAGUCUUUGGAAUUAUUGCUACUUCCAGUCCCUAAAGGAAGAAUUUCUAAGCCCACUAAUACAGCCUCAGAAGAAGAAGGAGGAAAACCUUUUCAGUGUCCAAUCUGUGGGUUGGUUAUAAAGAGGAAGAGUUACUGGAAACGACACAUGGUGAUUCAUACAGGUUUAAAAAGUCAUCAGUGCCCACUCUGUCCAUUUCGCUGUGCACGCAAGGACAAUCUCAAAUCACACAUGAAGGUUCAUCAGCACCAAGACAGGGGAGAAACCUUCCAAUGCCAGCUAUGCCCUUUCACUUCUUCACGCCACUUCAGCCUGAAACUCCACAUGCGUUGCCAUCAGCACUUCCUCAGGACAGAAGCGAAAGUGAAAGAGGAAAUCCCAGAAACUGAAGUCAAGGGGUCGCCACAGCUAAAUAAUGAUUCCUGCCCUGGGCAACAGAGGGAAAGAGGAUCUGAGCUUACAGGGACAGCAUCUGUGUCUAAAACACUUGAGGUGGCUGGGCAGGCCAGUGCUGGUGUCCCACCUUUAGUAGUAAAGGAAGAACCCAAAGAUGACAACAGCAUCUCAGCUACAUCCUUUGCUUUCAGCACUGUUGACAGAGCCACGAACAACACAAAGCUGAAAGACUCCUCUGACUAUGUGGCCAAUACAGCCUCAGCACUAUUCAGCCAGGACAUCUCUGUCAAGAUGGCAUCAGAUUUUCUCAUGAAGCUGUCAGCUGCAAAUCAAAAAGAGCCCUUGACUGCUACAUUUAAAGUGAAAGACGAGCCUCGGGAUGAAGAAGCUGCAAGCUCAACCUUGUCUCAGUCCAGCUACAUGUUCAACCAGGGACCCGAAGCCUCAGCCCCAAGCAUCCCUGAGGAGACUGUCAAGCCACAGGAAGUGCAGACAAAUGUGUUAAGGCAGGACAUGUCCAUCAAGGCAGCAUCUGAGCUCCUCAUGAAGCUAUCAGCUGAAAGUUACAAGGAAACCCAGAUGGUAAAGAUUAAAGAAGAACCAAUGGAAGUUGACAUUCAUGAGUCCCAGCCCUCAGUUUCACCCAGCCAGACUGUUGGUUACAGCACUUUAUUAGGGAGAGAGAUUACUGAACACAUACAAAAGGUACCAGAGGGCCGAGUGCUCCCGGAGAGAAACCUCUUCAGCCAGGAUAUAUCAGUGAAGAUGGCUUCAGAGCUGCUCUUCCAACUGUCAGAAAAGGUGAGCAAAGAGCACAAUCACACUAAAGAUAACACCAUCAGAACCACAACCAGCAGCACUUUUGCUAUUAAAUAUGGGUUUAAAUCAGAAAUCUUGCACCAAACAUGCUCACCUAUUUUAAAAAAGACUUUGUAUUUAUGCAUUUUUGGUAUAGACACAGAAAGGAUAGGGCUGGAUGCAGGAAACGGAUUGCCAUCUUGGAAAUUUAAUGACCAGCUCUUUCCCUGUGACGUGUGUGGAAAAGUGUUUGGCCGACAGCAGACAUUGUCCCGACAUCUCUCACUGCACACAGAAGAGAGAAAAUACAAAUGCCAUUUGUGCCCCUAUGCUGCUAAGUGCCGUGCUAAUCUGAACCAGCACCUGACUGUCCAUUCUGUGAAGUUAGUGAGUACAGACACUGAGGACAUUGUCAGCGCUGUCACUUCUGAAGGCAGUGGAAAGAAGCAUCCUUAUUAUUACAGCUGUCACGUAUGUGGAUUUGAGACAGAGAUGAAUGUCCAGUUUGUCAGUCAUAUGUCCCUUCACGUGGAUAAAGAGCAGUGGAUGUUUUCUAUUUGCUGCACAGCCUGCGAUUUUGUCACCAUGGAAGAGUCAGAUAUGAAGGCUCAUGUCAGCACCAAGCACACAGGUGAAGAGCGGAAGACACCCAGUGAAUCAAACAGCCCUUCUUCAUCUUCUCUGUCAGCACUUAGUGAUUCUGCCAAUAGCAAAGAAGAUGCAGAUGUUACCCAAAAAAACAAGGGUUCAAACAACCUACUAGUAAUUUCCGUAGUGCCUGGUAGCCAGACCUUAUUGAACACUGAAGAGAAAUCAGAGAAAGGUUUUGAAUGUGUUUUCUGUAACUUUGUCUGCAAAACAAAAAACAUGUUUGAGCGCCAUUUGCAAAUCCACCUGAUUACACGGAUGUUUGAGUGUGACGUGUGCCAUAAGUUCAUGAAGACACCUGAGCAAUUAUUGGAGCACAAGAAAUGCCACACUGUCCCCACCGGUGGGCUCAAGUGCCCAUUCUGCAUUUACUCCACAAAUCGCCCUGCAGCAAUGGAAUGCCACCUGAAGACCCACUACAAGAUGGAGUACAAGUGUCGGAUCUGCCAGAUAGUGAAAGCAAAUCAGCUGGAGCUAGAAAUGCACAUCCGGGAACAUCGUCUUGGUAACCAUUACAAAUGUGACCAGUGUGGCUAUCUUUCAAAGACAGCCAACAAGCUGAUAGAGCAUGUGCGUGUCCAUACUGGGGAGCGCCCUUUUCACUGUGACCAGUGUAGCUACAGCUGCAAACGCAAAGACAAUCUCAACUUACACAAGAAACUGAAGCAUGCUCCACGCCAGACUUUCAGCUGUGAUGAGUGCCUGUUCAAGACCACCCACCCUUUUGUCUUCAGCCGCCAUGUGAAGAAGCACCAGAAUGGGGACUGCCCCGAAGAAGAGAAGAAGGGCCAGUAUUCAACCUCUAAGCAAGCCAGCCCUCUCCUAACAGUCAAUAGCUCCAGGAACCUCUUGUCACCCCUCUCAGUCAUGUCUGCCUCCCAGGCUCUGCAAACGGUGGCCAUGUCAGCUGCACACAGCAGUGGAGCAGAGCCAAACUUGGGAGUGAAGGCCUUGGCCAUAAAUGGCACCUCUUUGUGCUUUGAUAAAUACUGGAACUCUGAUUUUGCCCAUCUCAUUCCCUUAACAAUGUUUUUCCCCAAGAACCACUUUGAUCUCACAUUCCAUCCACCCAGACCUCAGACUGCACCUCUAGGUGGCACCUCACCUAAACACUCCUUCCUCGCCUACCUUGGACUAACAGAAAGGGCAGAAACUGUCUGAGGACAGUUACAUUCUGUACCAAAAAUAUCCCAACAAACCCAGCAGGUAUACAUUGCUGCAAAACCUAGACUGAAGAGGUAUGAACACUUGUACUAUAUAUCAUUAGUAAGAUUUAGAAAAUGGCUCUGUGUGUAUACUUAUUGCAUUGACCUGAAAGCUGCUUUAUUAAAUCUUCAGAGAGGUGAACCUACUGCAUACUUCUACCUUCAGAGGCAUGUUCCCAGUACUCUUAUCUAAGAAACAAUUUUGUCUUGUUAAGCUGAACAAGAGUGUCCUUAAUGGCAAUCAGCACUUGUAAGAUUACAUAUUGAUGCGUUUUAUUUUUGGUUUGUGUGUGAGUGCGAAUGUGUGAACGAGAGCCUGUCUGUAGUGUGCCAUGACGUUGCUUUUGCACAUCCUUUGUAUUGGCUUAUUUAAUAAUUAUUUUUAAAAAAUUCCCUUUUCAUUUACUUUCCUCCUUCCUUCUGCCUCCCCCAACCCUCCUUUUCAUUUUAGAAUUUCGUAACUCUGUGAUUGUUGAGAAGAGCAAUGCUUGGUUCAGUGAGGAUUGGUAUAUUGGCUCAGUGCUGUUUGCAGUUUCCUAUAGUGUGUUUGGUGCCUUGUCCUCAGAUCAUCAGUUGUAAAGAUUUGAGGAUUAAGGUGGAACAGAUCUGGAAGAAAUUACUUUCAGCACUGUAAGAUGAGUGUGUGAAAUUGA
Molecule: messenger RNA, 4894 nt
Organism: Terrapene triunguis (Three-toed box turtle)
Lineage: Eukaryota; Metazoa; Chordata; Testudines; Emydidae
Gene: ZNF827
Product: zinc finger protein 827
Exons: 14
Coding region: 1-4197 (1398 amino acids)
Biological process (GO): regulation of gene expression
Cellular component (GO): nucleus
Source: RefSeq, a predicted model, not a curated record